Molecule: messenger RNA, 276 nt
Organism: Clunio marinus
Lineage: Eukaryota; Metazoa; Arthropoda; Insecta; Diptera; Chironomidae
Source: the annotation of a GenBank genome assembly
AUGGACUGUUGGAAACGAUCCACUGCUGUGAAGCGUAGUAAAGAUUGGAUUUCAUUGAUUACCAUACACAGCGUUGAUGAUUUAUCGAUAAAAAUUAGAGGGAAAAUAGCAAACGAAGAGAUAAAACAAAAUAGAUAUUUAAAUUUUGCAUUGGUCAGCGUUGGCAGGCGCAUUAAUCAACCACAAUUUUGUCCGCGCGUCAAACGCAAUUAUAAAACGAUAACCAGAAAACGACAAUUUUGGAAAAGCGCUUUGGAAUUAUUGGAUUCAUUUUGA